Molecule: messenger RNA, 735 nt
Organism: Porites lobata
Lineage: Eukaryota; Metazoa; Cnidaria; Anthozoa; Scleractinia; Poritidae
Source: the annotation of a GenBank genome assembly
AUGAUUCAUGGCCACGUUUUUGAUAUGAAAGGCAGCGGUAACAACUGUUACUACAGGUAAGAUUUGAAUUAUUAAGGGCCAUCAACUUCAGGUCGGAAUUUUGAUGAUUUUAAAAACCUCUCUGUGAUAUCAUUUGCGCCCUUGUGUCACAAGAUUUUCGCAGGCUUGUCUAAUAUAUUUAGAUUGAUUAGAUUGACUGCACCUUUAAAUUUGAAAAGACCCCUCUCUCCCCCCAACUCCCAAACAUUCUGCCUUUGUACCACAGGAACACCAAAUUAGGAUGCGUUCUGACGAACGCAAUAAGGGUAUACACAGAUCGGCCCAUAGCCGGGGUGAUGGGGGCUUAGUGGAGGGCCUGCAACUGGGAUAAAGUUGGUGUUUACAAAUAGAAGGGCUUACAACCGGGAUUAUACGGUAUGGAUCAGAGCUUAAACUUACGUGGGAAAAGGCGUUCUAAAAGCGACUUGUCUGUAAAAGCGACGUUCUGUCAGCGUGUGAAAGUCUGAUGAAAUUGGACCAAGUUUUAUCUCCACAUUAUGGGUUAAAAUAAUCCAAAACGUUUUGAUUUUUCACACCCACUAUCCAUACGAAGGAAAUAACUUAAAACGGUUUCAUGUUUUAAUCUUUCUUGGUAGGAUCACUAUUCUUCCUUCUGAAGAGACGUUCGCUCCAACGUUUGAGCGACUAAGAACCUUUCACCAAGAAUUCAUGGCGCAGUUUGAGGACACGAACUGA